This is a messenger RNA of Silurus meridionalis, 788 nucleotides long. RefSeq lists its product as uncharacterized. The transcript has 4 exons. NCBI's taxonomy places the organism in Eukaryota, Metazoa, Chordata, Actinopteri, Siluriformes, Siluridae. Bases 60 to 788 code for a protein of 242 amino acids. The record is from RefSeq and is a predicted model, not a curated record.
UUAAAGAAACCGGGUCACCCUCUGGCUGGAACGGUUGGAAGAAUAGCCUUAAGUUCAAAAUGGGUAAUUAUAGAACCAAAAUGCGGCAGCUGGGUCGACUUGAUGUAACUGUCAAUGGUGGCAAGCGAGGAAGUGACACUACAAAUGGCGAGCCUCCCAAGACACAGAUCAAGAAGCCAAAGAAAGGGGAAAUAAAUUUCCUGCCUGAUUUUCCAGAGGGGAUGAAUGACCAGAACAUGGAAGUAGCUCGUGAGGUUCUGGUCAAUGAAAUGAUGAAAACAAAGCCAAAGGAAUCCCUGGUUAAGAAAGAGAUGGAUGUGACGUUUGCUUUUCGCAGAAAGGAAAUUGUCAAAGAGAAGCCUGCCAUCAGCCAGCUUGUGCAUCGUUGGCCAGCUCUUUUUACAGAAAAUCAGGUUUCCUAUGAAUUUGGCAGAGUGGUAGGGAAAAAUCUCAGAGAAAACUUCUUGGAUGCACUUGACCAUUUGUCUCCAAGCCUCAUGGACCUCUUCAAAAAGAAGAAAGGCCUUACUGGUCAGCUUUUGGCUGAACGUUUAUGCCAGACAAAGGGACUUCCGGUCAUCUUGGGCGAUGAUCCUUCUGCUUUCUUCAAGACCUGCUUUGACACAGCUGACAAUGACUUGUACAGGCAAACUCCAGUGGGAUUGCUUUUCAUCGGUGAAGAGAACCUUAAGCUGAACCCGUCCAAAGUGGGAAUCAUCUUGGAAGGGAAUGUGGUGAUGGAUGACCUGGCCAACCUUCCUCAGGCCUUCUGUGUCCUUUUGGACUGA